GCCCUGUCCUGCCCCGUCCCUCCCCGCCCCGCCCUGCUGCGCUCGGCCCCGGGGGCUGGCCUUCCUCGUCUCCUUUGUCAGUCGCCUCGCUUUGCACGCAGUCAGUUUCGCUGCGGCCCGGGACAGGAGCGCCGUGUGACCGGACGAAGAGCUCUGAUCAACAAUCAGUGAGGGAGGAUGGGUGAGUACGUGGACAAGAGGGACACCUGCGGGACCAUCUGUCUCAAGUACCUGCUCUUCAUCUUCAACUUCUUCUUCUGGCUGGCCGGAGGUGUGGUGAUGGCUGUUGGCGUUUGGACCCUGGCCGAGAAGAGCGACUACAUCAGCCUCCUGUCCUCCAGCAUCUAUGCUGCCACCGCCUACAUCCUGGUGGUGGCUGGUGCGGUCGUCAUGCUGACCGGCAUCCUCGGCUGCUGUGCCACCUUCAAGGAGAGGAAGAACUUACUUCAGUGGUAUUUUGCUUUGCUGCUGUUCAUCUUCCUCCUGGAGAUCCUGGCUGGCAUCUUGGCAUACAUCUAUUACCAGCAGCUGAGUGAUGACCUGAAGACAAACCUGAGAGUGACGAUGAUUGAGAAGUACCGGGUAGCAGGGAAUGAGAAGAUCACCAAGGCCGUUGACAAACUGCAACAGGAGUUCCGCUGCUGUGGCAGCAACAACUCGCUGGACUGGAAUGACAGCGUUUGGGUGAAAACCUCCAACGCCGGGGGCCGCGUCGUUCCCGACAGCUGUUGCAAGACGAGAACCACUGGCUGUGGCAAGAGGGACCACCCAUCCAAUAUCUACAAGGUGGAGGGGGGCUGUAUCACCAAGCUGGAGGGGUUCAUCAUGGCUCACCUGAGGAUCAUCGGGGCAGUGGGAAUUGGCAUUGCCUGUGUCCAGAUUUUCGGGAUGAUCUUCACCUGCUGUCUGUACCGCAGCCUUAAGGAAGACACUCCAUACUAAAGCCCUCCCUCCCUGGAACCCAACACGCUCCAGCCCCUUGCUGUCCCCCUGCCACUUCUGGCCCCACACUCUCCCUCGGCUUUCCCAGCCCCAGCCCCCUGCCCUGCAGUCGUAAGACACGAUUACGAUCGGGACCCAGGAUAUGAACUCGUGGCUCCUUUUCUGGGCUCUGAACUCCUGGGAGGUAAACCCAGCCUUCCCGGAGCGGGCCCCAGGAUCGAAGCUCCUGAUUCCCUCGGGACACACUGCCUCACCCUUGAACUCUUGACCCAGCAGGAGUGGCCAUGCCCCCAGUCGGUCCCCAGCCCCUCCUGGGACUGACUCCUGGUGCUGGGUGGUGGGGUGGUCUCUGAGUUCCCGGACCGGUCGGGGUGGGGGGCGACGAAGCGGUGUUUCGGUCUCCUUGCCUUCCGCUGCGUCCCCGGUGAAGCCCAGCCAGGAGACCAACCCUCAGAAGCGUACGGGCAGAGGGGUGCCAGGUUGCUGUGUGGGCUGGCAGAGGGGAUGGGGUGGGGUAAUGCUGGCAGAGACUGUGGCGUGUCAUUAACACAGAGCCUAGCUGUUGCACGAGUUGCCUCUGCUGGGUGUGUGGGAGCGGGGAGCAGUACAGGCAGUGAUAGAGCCUGUAACCCAGCUGUAACAGCACCGCUGCCCACAGAGACAGCUCACUGCCCUCCGCCUUGUAUUUUUUUAUAUAUAUUUACUGAGGAAAAUAAAACCAGAUCUAA
Molecule: messenger RNA, 1670 nt
Organism: Mobula hypostoma (lesser devil ray)
Lineage: Eukaryota; Metazoa; Chordata; Chondrichthyes; Myliobatiformes; Myliobatidae
Product: CD151 antigen-like
Exons: 8
Coding region: 178-942 (254 amino acids)
Biological process (GO): cell migration
Cellular component (GO): plasma membrane
Source: RefSeq, a predicted model, not a curated record